AUGGCCGAAAGUAAAGCUGCAGCAGCAAGCAACUACCUUCAGCAAACAAAGAUUACUGAUGGUCUUCAGGAAGAUCUCACAAAGAUCCUCAAUGAGCGCCCAGAAGAUCCAUUUGGUGCCCUCUCCAAACUCUUAAAGAAGAGAGCUCUUCCACCAGUUAUCGAUCAUGUCAAGGGUCGUGAAGUUUUAGACUCUCGUGGAAAUCCAACAGUCGAAGUUGAUGUUUACGCUAAAUAUCUCGGCGAUGUUAUCUUCGCAGGCCGCUCAUCAUCUCCAUCUGGUGCCUCAACAGGUUCCGGCGAAGCUAUGGAACUUCGUGAUGGCGAUAACCGCUACAACGGCAAGGGCACAAAGAAGGCUGUCGCUAAUGUUGAUACAGCUAUUUCCGAAGCUUUAAGGGCAAGCCAUUCGACUCCCUUCAGGAACUCGAUAAUGCUCUUAUCGAAGCUGAUGCACAGAGCUCAAGACAAAGCUCGGCGGAAACGCUACAACAGCUACAUCUUUCGCUCUCGCUGA
Molecule: messenger RNA, 516 nt
Organism: Trichomonas vaginalis G3
Lineage: Eukaryota; Parabasalia; Trichomonadida; Trichomonadidae
Product: phosphopyruvate hydratase protein
Exons: 1
Coding region: 1-516 (171 amino acids)
Biological process (GO): glycolytic process
Cellular component (GO): phosphopyruvate hydratase complex
Molecular function (GO): magnesium ion binding; phosphopyruvate hydratase activity
Source: RefSeq, a predicted model, not a curated record